AUGGCAAAAACACCAAAGGCAAACACACCAAAAGUAACAAGUACGUCCUCUGCAGUGCUAUCAGAUUUUCAAGAGGCUUUCAAGACUUCCAAGAGGGCAUAUUUUGCCCAAAUUGAAAAAUAUCCUAAACUGAAACUAAUUGAUACAUUCUGUUUCUUUUUAGUAUUAUUAGGGAUGAUCCAGUGUACAUUCAUUAUCUUGAUUCGUGAUAAUUUUCCCUUUAAUGCGUUCUUAUCUGGGUUCAUUAUUUGUGUGGGACAAUUCGUCUUGUUGAUGAGUUUACGGUUACAAUUGUGUGAUAGUUUUCCAGGCAUUUCGAAGAACAGAGCUUUUGCCGAGUUUAUAAUUGCUAGUUUGAUUUUACAUUUCGUUUGUUUACAUUUUAUAAAUUGA
Saccharomyces paradoxus is the source of this 393-nucleotide messenger RNA. RefSeq names its product dolichyl-diphosphooligosaccharide-protein glycotransferase (gene OST2). NCBI's taxonomy places the organism in Eukaryota, Fungi, Ascomycota, Saccharomycetes, Saccharomycetales, Saccharomycetaceae. Bases 1 to 393 code for a protein of 130 amino acids. Gene Ontology annotation, biological process: protein N-linked glycosylation. The record is from RefSeq and is a predicted model, not a curated record. The transcript has a single exon. Gene Ontology annotation, cellular component: oligosaccharyltransferase complex; membrane.